GAAGCCAGCGGGUGACUUCCCGGACCUGUCCUGUUCUUGCGAGAUCAGGGUUGAGUGGGCUGCUUGCGCAGUUAUCGCGAGAUGAGGGUCUGUUCCGCGGCACGCGUUAGCCUAGUAGUCCCGCCAGGGUCUCCGCGUCUAAGCUUGCAGGCCUAGAAGGCGGCGGUGUCCCGGUCGCUCGCGCGUGCGCCAUGGGCAAGGCCAGGACGGCCGGGUCUCGGAGGCAGGCCUGCAGGGCGCUGGCGAAGGCCAACCCUAACCCUUUCGAGGUGAAAGUCAACAGGCAGAAGUUCCAGAUCUUGGGGAGGAAGACGCGCCACGACGUGGGUCUGCCCGGCGUGUCACGCGCGCGGGCCAUCAGGAAGCGUACCCAGACUUUACUGAAGGAAUACAGAGAAAGGGAUAAGUCCAAUGUAUUUAAAGACAAGCGCUUUGGGGAGUACAACAGCAACAUGAGCCCAGAGGAGAAGAUGAUGAAGAGGUUCGCUUUGGAACAGCAGCGACAUCAUGAGAAAAAGAACAUCUACAACCUGAACGAAGAUGAAGAGCUGACACACUAUGGCCAGUCUCUGGCUGACAUCGAGAAGCACAAUGAUGUCGUGGGUAGUGACAGUGACACUGAAGAGCGAGGAGCCUUGUCUGCUGAACUGACGGCUGCCCACUUUGGAGGUGGUGGUGGGCUCCUUCAGAAGUCUGCCCUGCAGGAAGAGGGAGACAAGCCGAAGUCACGAAAGGAGCUGAUUGAAGAGCUCAUUGCAAAGUCUAAGCAAGAGAAGAGGGAGAGGCAGGCUCAACGGGAGGAUGCCCUUGAGCUCACGGAGAAACUGGACCAGGACUGGAAAGAAAUCCAGACUCUUCUGUCACACAAAACUCCCAAGGCCGAGAGUGGAGAGGAAAGGGAGAAGCAGAAGCCCAAGCCUGACGCAUACGAUGUGAUGGUGCGUGAGCUUGGCUUCGAGAUGAAGGCACAGCCCUCGAACAGGAUGAAGACAGAAGCAGAACUGGCAAGGGAGGAGCAGGAGCGGCUCAGGAAGCUGGAGGCUGAAAGACUGCGAAGGAUGCUUGGAAAGGAUGAAGGAGCAAAGAAACCAAAACACAUGUCAGCAGAUGACCUGAGUGACGGCUUCAUUCUGGACAAAGAUGACAGGCGUUUGCUUUCUUACAAAGAUGGAAAGAUGAACAUCGAGGAAGAUACUGGGCAAGAGCAAAGCAAGGAAACGGAGAGCCAGGAGAAGGAGGAAGAAGAGGGGGAUGAAGAUGAGGAGGCGGAGGGUGGAGAGGAGAGUAGCGAGGGAGGGGGCAGAGUGGGUAGCAGCGACACAGACAGCCACUCUGACCUGGACUCAAGCAUGGGGAGCGGGGAGGAUGAUGAGCCAGCGCAGCAGCCGCAGCAGCAGCAGGCCCCUGGCAGGAGACCCAAGGGUGACGACCAGAGAGCUUGCAAAGCUGCUGGCCGUGAACUGCCCUACACCUUCACAGCACCUGAGUCCUAUGAGGAGCUGAGGUCAUGGCUGGUGGGAAGAUCAGUGGACGAACAGCUCUUGGUGGUGGAGAGAAUUCAGAAGUGCAGCCAUCCAAGUCUUGCUGUGGGGAACAAAGCGAAACUAGAAAAGCUGUUUGGCUUCCUUUUGGAAUAUGUUGGAGAUUUGGCCACAAGAGAUCCACCGGACCUGGAAGUAAUUGAUAAGUUGGUCGUGCAGCUGUAUAGCCUCUGCCAGAUGUUUCCUGAGUCCGCAAGCAGCUCCAUACGGUUUGUUCUCCGAGAUGCCAUGCAUGAAAUGGAGGAGAUGAUCGAGACCAGGGGUCGGGCUCCGUUUCCUGGAUUAGAUGUGCUCAUUUAUUUGAAAAUUGCCGGGCUGUUGUUUCCAACCUCCGACUUCUGGCACCCUGUUGUGACCCCAGCCCUGGUGUGCAUGAGCCAGAUCCUCACCAAGUGCCCCGUGCUGUCCCUGCAGGACGUGGUGAAAGGCCUGUUCGUGUGUGGCCUCUUCCUGGACUAUGUGUCUCUGUCUCGGAGGUUCGUCCCUGAGCUCAUGAACUUCCUUGUUGGGAUUCUUUACAUCGCAGCUCCAAACAAGCAAAGCCUCAGUUCCACUCUGGUGCACCCUUUCAGAGCACUUGGGAAGAACUCUGAAUUGCUGUUGGUCUCUGACAAAGACGAUGUGGCCACAUGGCAGAGGGGAAGCCUCCCGUUACGGUGGGCGAGCCAGCGAAGUGUCCCCAGCACGGCUGAGGCCAACCACAUGAGACUGUCCUGCCUGGCUGCGGCGCUGGCACUGCUGCGACGCUGCGUGGUCACGUACGGUGCGCUGCCGUCCUUCCACACCAUCGUCAGGCCCCUCCAGGCACUCCUGAAGGAGCAGCAGGCAGAGCGCAGCCACCCCCCCGAGCUGCAGGAGCUAUCUCAGAGCAUACUGAACGAUAUGGAAAACCAAAAGCAGCUCUACCGGCCACUGAUCUGUGAGAAAAGCAAGCCCGUCCCCCUGAAGCUGUUCACUCCCCGGCUGGUCAAAGUCCUCGAGUUUGGAAGGAAACAAGGCAGCACCAAGGAAGAGCAGGAGAGGAAGCGGUUGAUCCACAAACACAAGCGGGAGUUUAAAGGCGCUGUCCGGGAGAUCCGAAAGGACAACCAGUUCUUGGCCAGGAUGCAGCUCUCUGAGAUCAUGGAACGGGAUGCUGAAAGAAAACGAAAAGUAAAGCAGCUCUUUAACAGCCUGGCUACACAGGAAGGUGAAUGGAAGGCUUUAAAGAGGAAAAAGUUCAAAAAGUAAAUAAACGUUUUGUAAAUGAG
Messenger RNA from Octodon degus (degu), 2791 nucleotides. RefSeq names its product NOP14 nucleolar protein (gene Nop14). The transcript is spliced from 18 exons. The coding region runs from base 192 to 2771 and encodes 859 amino acids. Gene Ontology annotation, cellular component: nucleolus; small-subunit processome; Noc4p-Nop14p complex. The record is from RefSeq and is a predicted model, not a curated record. Lineage: Eukaryota; Metazoa; Chordata; Mammalia; Rodentia; Octodontidae. Gene Ontology annotation, biological process: maturation of SSU-rRNA.